This is a messenger RNA of Hypoxylon fragiforme, 1874 nucleotides long. Its product is annotated as alpha/beta-hydrolase. The transcript is spliced from 2 exons. The record is from RefSeq and is a predicted model, not a curated record. Bases 374 to 1609 code for a protein of 411 amino acids. Lineage: Eukaryota; Fungi; Ascomycota; Sordariomycetes; Xylariales; Hypoxylaceae.
AUUUAGUGCUGACUUAGUGGGAGUGGAGCACCUCGCUUCUGAACGACCGUAUAUCGGCCGUCUUAUUGCAGACCACUAAUAUUUCUGCACACAUAGUUCCAAGGCUUGCUUACUUCGGUGACCAACUGCAUGAACCCGGAGGAUCAAACAUUGGAUUGUAGGUAGGUACCUAGGCACAUACAGAUUUGAGGUAAGUGAUGCAUGGCAUUGAGGGAUAUAAAUUUUGAGGAGGGAAUUGCAUGAUUUAACCGACAGACUUGAUGUGCGUAGCAAGUUUUGACUUGUUCAUUUAUCUUUGUCUACCUACCUAGAAGGAGAGGGAGGUGUAAUCUUCAUUCAUUGCCAAUUCGGACCUUCGAACUGUGAGCAUAACAUGAAUUUCGCAUAUACUUGGCCAGACAUAUUUGGAGUACGACUUGGAAUUUUCCAAGCUGCUCUACUUACCGUUACUGCAGCUGCUGUAGCGUUGCUGUCUGUUCGUCUUAUCAUUUCGCCCAACAGGAGAGAGAAAGAAAUAUUCAUUCCAUCGCCACGUACGACAGUUCUCCCGAACCUUUCGCAGGAACAGACGACACACCUGCCAUACCCGCCGAAUGCGUUGCCUGGGGAAAGGGACGUGGCAACGCCGUAUGGAUCUAUACGUGUUUACGAGUGGGGACCCGAAGACGGGGAAAGGGUCCUGUUCGUCCACGGGAUUAGCACACCAAUUGUGGCUCUUGGGGAUCUAGGUCGGGAAUUAGCCACCAAGGGAUACCGAGUUAUGCUUUUUGAUCUCUUUGGGCGUGGGUACUCCGAUGGACCUAAAGACCUUGCCUACGACUCAAGGCUUUACGUGACGCAAAUACUACUAGUUCUCGCUUCGUCAAAGGUGUCGUGGAAAACAUUCCAUCUUGUGGGAUACUCCCUCGGUGGUGGCCUCUGCGUUGCAUUCACACGAUAUUUCCCACAUUUAAUUGAUUCGCUCACCCUGAUAGGUGGCUGUGGCCUGAUCCGACGGCAUCAUGUCGGUUGGACAAGCUGGCUGCUGUAUAGAUCAGGACUUUUACCCGAUCUCUUGGUGCAAAGGCUGGUGCGUAGGAGGAUCCGACCGAAGGACAACAAAGAGAAAAAGCCACCGCGUAGCGUGGGCGCCGCCGAUAUUGAGUCUGUUGAGACUAAGAGGUGUCUGCCGCAUGGAAAUAGUGAUGCUAAUGGCGGCGAUGGGUUCGACAGCGCACAUAUUUCCAAAUUCCGCCCUGGGGUAACUGUGUCCUCCGUUGUCCAAUGGCAGGUUGACCACCACGAGGGCUUUGUCACGGCAUUUAUUAGCACAAUGCGCCACUCUCCUAUCUACGCUCCUCAAGAAGACUGGAAAGCAUUGGCUGCGAUCCUGGAUACUAGGAGACGGGAUGCCCUGAAUAAAGAAGCUGGGCUUGGAUCUGGAAAGAUCCAUAUAGUACUGGGAGAAGACGACCCUGUUAUUGUCAAAGAUGAGACGAUGGAAGAUGCUGUACAGGCGUUAGGACUUCAUGGGACCGAAUUUACCGUUUUUCCUGGGGGACACGAAAUGCCCUUCACGACAGGUUCUGGCGUUGCAACUGCAAUGGUUCAAUUCUGGAGUCAAUAUUAGAUUUGGGUAUUCCAUUACUCGAUAGACUUUGCAUAUAGCCACCCAGGGAAACUUUCGAUAAUGAUAUGUUAGUUGGUAGACAAGCGGAGUAUCGCCAGCUCGUCAAUGGUAUAUUCCUGACUACGUACGUAUAAAUGGAUAUAUUGAAUUACUUGCUACAUACCCUAGGUAGCAUUAGGUAACAUACCUACAUGUGUAGUACAUGCGUUCCCAGUAUGCAGCAUGUAUGUAGAUAACUGCAUGCGAACUAUGAAGGUGUCUAUGA